AUGGCUCAAGAAGACACAGUCAUACCAGAACACCAGCUGUCCGAGCGCACGCCAGUCAUUGCUUUCGACGGUGCUAUUUCCACGGUAACCAUCGCCCUGCCGAAUCGGUGUUUCGCCUUCUCCGUCACGUUCCUGCUCGACCAUCCAAAGCUCGUUUCGCUCGGGAAAGAGAAGCCCCCGCUUCACUUCCACCCCUACCAGGAGGAGUACAUUACCGUCACUGAAGGCUGUCUGGCAGUUGAGUGUAACGGCGUAGAACACACACUCACUCCAGCUGAUGGCGAGUUUGUGAUCCAGCCGUGGACCAAUCACAGGCUAUACCCGACGGCGCAGAGAGAUGGGCAAACGGUCACGCGCUUCUUGCUGAGCGGUAAGGAUACGGCGGAGACGUACAAGCUCGACGAACUGUUUUUCGAGAACUGGUACGGCUAUCAAGAUGCGGUAUUCGUGCAUGGAGAGCCGCUGAGCGUGGUGCAGGUCAUGUCAGUAAGUCGGGUGUUGCUGCUCGGGUCGGAUGGAACGAAGCGCUAA
Messenger RNA from Alternaria arborescens, 531 nucleotides. RefSeq lists its product as hypothetical. The coding region runs from base 1 to 531 and encodes 176 amino acids. NCBI's taxonomy places the organism in Eukaryota, Fungi, Ascomycota, Dothideomycetes, Pleosporales, Pleosporaceae. The record is from RefSeq and is a predicted model, not a curated record. The transcript is spliced from 2 exons.